Messenger RNA from Ruditapes philippinarum (Manila clam), 1629 nucleotides. RefSeq lists its product as uncharacterized. The record is from RefSeq and is a predicted model, not a curated record. The transcript has 3 exons. The coding region runs from base 9 to 407 and encodes 132 amino acids. NCBI's taxonomy places the organism in Eukaryota, Metazoa, Mollusca, Bivalvia, Venerida, Veneridae.
CAAAGAAGAUGAUUAGCAAUAAUCAACACACAGAGUCAACAUUUGAAAGUGUACUAAAAGAGUUCCACGAGGAAUUGCCAGAAGAGAUAAUGACAGAAUACAGGGGUUAUAUGAAGAAGUUGUCAAUAGAUAAACUGAGUCAGCUUGUAGAAAUUCUUCACGAGUAUAUUCUGUUAGUUGUUGCUGUCAGACAAAACCCGGAGGACGAGGAUUUUAUUGAUACAACCAAUCACAAACUUGGAGAAUGGCUACCUGGAUAUGUAGACAGCAUGGACAAUCCUCUGUUAGAUUUAGCAGUACUAGCAGACUUCCCAAAGGACAUUCUAUAUAAAUACAGUGUUCAUACAUGGGUGUGUACAUACGUUAUGUUGAGAGAAAAACAGACUGGAAACUAUAGAAGAUAUUGAGAGAUAUUCUCAUUGUAAAUGUGGGGACUGACAAAAACAUACAAAACCAAAUUUUUAAAUCUGUGAUGGGUGUAAGAAAUAUUUUGAAGGAAAAAAGCAGACAGUCAUAAUACAUACGCUAGGUUCCUUUGUUUUUGCGUGUUGCACACAAUAUCUAUGGCCUUAUAAUAGUUGUGAUAAACUGUACAGUAGAAGGAAGUAUUUUCAUUGUCAUAUUAUUACUAGGCUUGCACAAUCUUGUAUAGGUAUAAAAAUGUGAAGUUUGCGAGCAUGAGUAAUAUGGAGACUGUGAUGGUCAUAAAAACAAUGAAACACAAGUGAUAAUAAUAAAAUGGUGUGAUAUUUUUGUUGAAUUGAGUUAUAAUUAUAUCAUGUAUUAUUGUGUUUAUUUUUGAUUUGUUACUGAUACUUGACACUACAUCAAAUAUUUAAUGUUGCUGUUUAUUAUAUCGAACUGUUUUGGAUUGGUGUUCAUUUAUGUUUAAGUUUAGUACAGAAAAAAAUGUUAAUUUUCUUUUAUUAUGAUAGAAUUUGUUUGUUGAUUUUAUAUUAUAUGUUCUUGUGUAUUACAAAAAGAAAGUGUUAAUUGAAAUAUUGUUUUUGAUUGGCACUUGAUGAAAAAUGGCAUAAUACAUGCAUGUGUUGUAUUUUGUUUGGUAUUGUCAUAUAUGUAGAGAUUAAAUGCGUUGGUUCUUUUUUUGUAGUAUCAUGGCAUAAUAUUAAUGAAAUCAUUGGGGGCGAGAGUGGUAUGGGGAACAUGGUCAUUUGUGAAAUGUCAUAUAAUUUCUGCUCUAAAUGUUUACUUUUUGUAUGAUUAUGAGACCUGAGCUAGUUUAUUGAACAUUAUAUCUUAAUUGUCUGCCUGCUAAAGCACUUGCAUGAAAAGUAGUGAAAUUGUUUGAGUUUAUCCUUUGCUGGCAGAUCACUCUUUUUCAAGUGUUUUCUCUAAGCAGAUAUUUUAAUGGAUUCUGUUUGUUUAAAUAUAUGGUAUACCAAUCAUGAUUUUUCAAUAAGGAUAAUAUUUAUUGUCUUACAACUGUUAAUAAUAAAUGUAAAGAAAACUUUGUUACAACAUAAGUUUUAAAUUUAGAACAUUAAUUACUGAUAGCAAUUAAGGAUUGAUUUAGGCAUGUUAUAAUUGAUAUAUAGCUUAUAUUUAACAGGUAAAUUAAUGCUUAAAUACUGUUGAUCGACAUUUUCAAUAAACAAUCUAACAAAAAUU